AUUUAUUGUCUGUCCUGCUCAGGAGAGCACAGUUGGUGUCCCUCAUGUGCUGUCAAAGCCCACCAGCACCAUCCCUUCCACAACCUUCAACUUUGGAAUGGCAAGUUCUACCAGUCUACUACUCUAUGGGACCACAGAUAUAUCAUACAUCUUGGCCAUGAGGGGGAUACUAUUUAUGACACUCAGUUAGGAUUGUCCAACCUGGUCAUUGUACAUUCCACUGGAGUUUAUUCACACUAUGUAUCCUGGUGUCAGUGUCCUGGUGCUGAUAAGGACAGACACCUACAUCUCUUAAAAGUGAGGUUAUUUCCUGCCAGCAUCACUCACCCUCAAUCUGCUUUUACCUUUGAUGUCCUAGAUCACUUCCUCAUAGAUGCUUUGAAGUGUAAGACUUUAGCUAUGAGUUUCUAUCAA
Suillus subaureus is the source of this 414-nucleotide messenger RNA. RefSeq lists its product as uncharacterized. The transcript has 2 exons. NCBI's taxonomy places the organism in Eukaryota, Fungi, Basidiomycota, Agaricomycetes, Boletales, Suillaceae. The record is from RefSeq and is a predicted model, not a curated record. The annotation marks the transcript as partial.